Molecule: messenger RNA, 1584 nt
Organism: Thlaspi arvense
Lineage: Eukaryota; Viridiplantae; Streptophyta; Magnoliopsida; Brassicales; Brassicaceae
Source: the annotation of a GenBank genome assembly
AUUCAAUCUGACGCAACGAAGAGGAAGAGGAAGAGGAAGUUUUUAUAUCAUCUCUCUGUUUUUUUUAUAAACCGUCAAGUGGAAGAAACCCUCGUCUUUCCAAGUUUCCGACAAAAAGUUCGGCAAUUUUAAACAAGACAACGCGUCUUUCACCCGUUUCCUCCUCUUCUUACUUACUCCUGGUUUCGGUUUCUGUUUCGCUCUCGGUGGUUCAUAAAUAUCGAUUAAAUUCAGUUUUAUCAGAUCAUCGCUUGAUUCUCCCCGUCGUCUGUUUUUACUCUUUGAGUUUCGAUCCACACUGCUUGUAACUUUUAAGCACUCGAUCUCUCUGCAUUGAGAAGAAGCUUAGUCGAAAUCUCCACUUUCCGAUGGUGUUCGGAUCGUUUUUCUCGUCUCUCAAAUUCUGGGGCAAUUCUCAGGAACAGGAGCCGCAGAGAGGGAGGAUGCAAGAGAUAGAUCUUGGAAUCCACACGAUAAGGAGCCAUGGAGGAAGCGUGGCCACUAAACACAAGCACGAUUGGAUCAUACUCGUGAUCUUGGUGGGCAUCGAGAUCGGUUUGCAACUCAUCUCUCCUUUCUACAGAUACGUGGGAAGAGACAUGAUGACAGAUCUCAAGUACCCUUUCAAUGACAACACCGUCCCUAUCUGGUCCGUGCCAAUCUACGCCAUUCUGCUUCCAAUCAUAGUCUUCGUCUGCUUCUACAUGAAGAGGACAUGUGUGUACGAUCUUCACCACAGCAUUCUCGGCCUUCUCUUCACCGUCUUGAUAACCGGUAUCAUCACCGACUCAAUCAAGCUCGCAACCGGACGCCCUCGUCCUAACUUCUACUGGCGUUGCUUCCCUGACGGCAAAGAGUUGUAUGAUGCGUUGGGAGGUGUGAUGUGCCAUGGCAAAGCAGGAGAGGUCAAGGAAGGUCACAAGAGCUUCCCGAGCGGACACACGUCUUGGUCUUUUGCUGGACUUGGCUACCUCUCGCUUUACUUGUCUGGUAAAGUCAAGGCCUUUAACAGAGAAGGACAUGUGGCUAAGCUCUGCCUUGUGUUUCUCCCUCUGCUUGCGGCUUGUCUCGUGGGGAUAUCACGUGUUGAUGACUACUGGCAUCACUGGCAAGACGUUUUCGCCGGAGCUCUCAUCGGUCUCUUUGUCGCCGCCUUCUGUUACCGUCAGUUUUAUCCCAACCCUUACCACGAAGAAGGAUGGGGUCCCUACGCUUAUUUCAUAGCAGCACAGGAGAGAGGAACACAACAACAACAAAACGGAGAUGCUUUGAGGACAAUGUCUCUGCAGGUUGAUUCAACUUCUCUUGAAAACAUGGAAUCUGGCGCUUCCUCUGUUCGCAGAUGAUUCUUUUAUUUAAUUAUUUGAUUCAAUAUUUGGUUUUUUACAUUUUGGUCGUCGUGAGUGAGAGUGUGGAUGCUAUAGUUGCAAUAUGUGCUAUUGAAAAACCUCUACUUGUUAACUCUUACGUUUGUAAAUUCUACUAUUCAGGUUUUUGGCUUUUGACUGUUGUAGUGGAGAUUUAUUUAAUAAAUUUUAACACAUUUACAUUUGAGCAGAAUAUACAAAAGAAUAGUUAACUUUA